Messenger RNA from Diabrotica virgifera virgifera (western corn rootworm), 1680 nucleotides. RefSeq lists its product as uncharacterized. Gene Ontology annotation, molecular function: nucleotide binding; DNA binding; DNA-directed DNA polymerase activity. The record is from RefSeq and is a predicted model, not a curated record. Lineage: Eukaryota; Metazoa; Arthropoda; Insecta; Coleoptera; Chrysomelidae. Bases 1 to 1680 code for a protein of 559 amino acids. Gene Ontology annotation, biological process: DNA replication. The transcript has a single exon.
AUGAAGCUCAAGCAAAGGGAAGAGUUUCUACAAUGGCAUGAGGCACAUAAAAACGACGAGUUUGAUUUUCAAAAGGAGAUACAUGCUUAUUAUGAUUCUGAUGUAGACAUUUUAAGACUUGGUUGCCUGGAAUUUCGCAAGGAAUUUUUGGGAAUUGCUAACAUAGACCCUUUUCAAUAUCUGACCAUUGCCAGUGUUUGCAUGGCUAUAUACAGGUCCAAAUAUCUGCAACCAAACACUAUUGGGGUUGUAAAGCAGGACAUAAAGGAGACUUAUAGCCAGGCGUCGAUAAAAUGGCUGAGUCAGUUUCCAGCCGUACAACAUGCUCUUAAUGGAGGAGAAGUGACAAUUUGCGGGGCAAAAGUGGAUGGCUAUGACUCCAGUACAAAUACUGUGUACCAGUAUCAGGGUUGUUUCUGGCAUGGCCAUUCAGAAUGCUAUAAGAGAGAGACAGUAAUACAUGUCAACAAUGAAAACAUGAGUGAUUUAUACAAAAAAACUGUACGGAGAUCCACACAAAUAAAAGAAGCAGGUUACAACUUAGUAGAAAUUUGGGAACGUGAGUGGCUAAAAUCAAAAGAAUGUAAAAAUGCUCCACUACCUCACAUUGUUGAACCCCUAAAGCCUCGUGAUGCUUUUUUCGGGGGCCGAACAAAUGCUAUAAAGCUAAAUGUGACAGAGAAAAAGCUCAGGUAUAUAGAUAUUGUAUCAUUGUAUCCAACUGUACAGUAUUAUGACCGCUACCCCAUUGGCCACCCUGUUAAAAUAUAUGCACCUGAAUCUUACGAUCCUAUGUGGUUUGGCCUGGUACAUUGCCAAAUACUGCCACCUACUAAUUUAUAUCAUCCCGUCCUACCUGUCAAAACUGACAAAUUAAUGUUUCCUCUCUGUAACCAGUGUGUAUUGGAUAGACCUGAAGAAUGUACACACACAGAACCGGAAAGAAUGUUGACAGGUACAUGGACCACUUUGGAAAUUCAUAAAGCAUUGGAAAAGGGGUAUAAAAUAAUAAAUAUUUACGAGGUUUGGCAUUUUAAUCAAACCUCAACAGCUUUGUUCAAGAGUUAUGUCGAAGAUUUUAUGAAGAUAAAAUUAGAAACCAGUCCACAUACGUAUGCCUCAAAUGAAGAAUACGUUCGGGUCGUAAAAGAGCAAAUGGGUCUAGACUUAGAUCUGGCUAAAAUUGCCCCGAAUCCUGGAAAACGCGCAUGCGCUAAAAUAUUCCUCUGUAGCCUAUGGGGUAAAUACGGUCAGAGAAUGAAUAUGGCUCAGACAGAGUAUGUAGCUGACCUCAAAAGAUGGCACGACCUUUUGCUCGAUGAUAAAAUCAACAUAACAAAUGUCAUAUUUAUAAAUGAUAACAUAGUACAGGUCACUUAUGAUUAUAAAGACGUAUUUGUGGAAGAUCCCACAUCUACAAAUAUUUUUGUGGCCUUAUUUACUACUUCUAAUGCCAGGCUCCGAUUAUAUAACAUGCUUGACAGGCUAGGAGAGGCUGUAGCUUAUUUCGAUACAGACUCCGUUGUUUAUAUUGAUGAUGGCCUAAACACUGUUGAAACAGGUGAAAUGUUAGGCGAUUGGAGCGAUGAGCUUGGGUCAGAUGAUUAUAUUGUAGAAUGGCAGGCAACUGGCCCAAAAAGUUAUUACUACUACAACAGACAAAGGCAAAGAGGUGACUAA